Purpureocillium takamizusanense is the source of this 3156-nucleotide messenger RNA. RefSeq lists its product as uncharacterized. Gene Ontology annotation, molecular function: transmembrane transporter activity. Lineage: Eukaryota; Fungi; Ascomycota; Sordariomycetes; Hypocreales; Ophiocordycipitaceae. The transcript has a single exon. Gene Ontology annotation, biological process: transmembrane transport. The record is from RefSeq and is a predicted model, not a curated record. The coding region runs from base 1073 to 2761 and encodes 562 amino acids.
UACUUAUGGUCCAUCCAUCCACAUGCAACUUAGAUCCCUCCUCCACCGCCAACGCCAACGCCCGCCGCCACAUGGACAGAGCAGCAUACUCAACCCCGAGCUCCAUCCCACCGGGCUAUUCCCGUGGGCCCCACGGCGAGUAACCAACCCGUUUUCGGGACAGGCCCUUCCAUUGGCGCUUGGGCGCCCUCCUUUGGGGGGCCGCGGCACGGUGAUAGACGGCUCCGAGUCCAGACGAAAGAGCGAGAGGGCGCCCGCAGACAGACCGAACGCUCAGAGAGAAGGGGGACAUGGGAAAAAGUGGCUCGGAAUCCACAAACCCCCUCCCCCUUCCCCUUCCCUUCUCUGAGAGGCAGCGGAGUCGGACCGCCGAGGGCCAUUCCCGUGAAUCAUCCUGGGCGCUUUGCUGCACGCGUGGAGUCUGGUCGGUCGCUUUUUCUCCGACCCGUCUUCUUUGUCACGGGCUAAACGAGGUAAACAGGCAAGGUGGAAAGAGGGCGCACGCGCCGUCGUUUGCAAUACGUAUGUAGUAACCGUAGAAAAAAAAAAUGCCGGCCUAGAGACUUGGUGUUUUUUAUUAAAAACUCUCGGUCUUCUUCUGCCCGCCCUUCUCUCGUUCCUGAUAGUUGUCCCCGUCUUUAUCUGUUCUUUUGACGUUGUCGUCGACGACGACGAGAAAAAUCGGCCCCCCUCGGUUGGUUCUCUCGUAUCGCAUCGUUUUUGCGUAACCAACAUACAUACAUUCACCCCCGCGUUGCGAACCGUUUUCUCCGCCACUUUGCCUGAGUGAACGGGGAAAAGUGGCGAGUCUUUGUUUGCUUGCUUGCUUGCUAUCGCUCAGGCGGCAGGCAGGAGGGGUGAGUGAGCUUGAGUUGAGUGCAUGUGAGGGACCGGGGGCGGUUCGGAGGUCCAGUUGAGUCGUGGAGAGGACCGUCACCACCUUCUUGCGGCUCGACUCCCGAGAUCGAUUGGAGAGAAGGAAAGGUUAGAGCCAGAAAGAACUCGACUUUCCCCCCCGCCACGUGCAUUAUAGUAUAUACGUUUGUAUACUUUGCACCCUCUUGCCGCGGACAUGGAGUCCAACACGCCGACGGGCGACGACAAGCCGGCACCGGCCCCGGCACCGGCACCGGGCCAUCACGGCGGCCAUGCCCCCGGCAGCAACCAGACGAGUCCCCCCGACGAUGGUCCGGCCGCGGCCGUGGAAAAGCACAGUGGCCAGUACGGUGCCGGCCGAGCCAGAGCUGGUGAUGGUGGUGAGGCGGACGAUGAGAAGAAGGGGGGCGAUGUCGACGUGACCCUCGACGCCCGGCCGGUCAACGACAACAACGACGACAACGACGGCUUCCACGAACCGUCGGUCAUGCGGGCCGUCGACGGCACCGCCAACGGGGACGAUGAUGGUAGCAACCCUCAAAACAACAACAACCCGCCGCCGCCUCCCAACGGCGGCUACGGCUGGGUGUGCACCGCCUGCGUCGCCACCAUCAACGCGCACACCUGGGGCCUCAACUCGUCGUACGGCGUCUUCCUCGCGCACUACCUCGCCACCGACUCCUUCCCCGGCGCGACGCCCCUCGACUACGCCUUCGUCGGCUCCCUCAGCAUCAGCUGCGCGCUGCUGUGCUCGCCGCUCGCCACCGUCUGCACGCGCGAGUUCGGCACCAAGCCCACCAUGCUGGCCGGCGUCGUCAUGGAGACGGCCUCGCUCAUCUGCGCCAGCCUCGCCACCCGCAUCUGGCACCUCUUCCUCACCCAGGGCGUGCUCUUCGGCCUCGGCAUGGGCUUCCUCUUCACCCCCUCGGUCGGCAUCGUGCCCCAGUGGUUCAGCACCCGCCGCUCCCUCGCCAACGGCUUCUCCGCCGCCGGCUCCGGCAUGGGCGGCCUGCUCUACUCCUUCGCCGCCGGCGCCAUGAUCCGCAACCUCGGCAUCGAGUGGGCGUUUCGCAUCCUCGGCGUCCUCGCCUUCGUCGUCAACACCACCUGCACCCUGCUCGUGCGUGACCGCAACAAGAUCAUCGGCUCCAGCCAGCUCGCCUUUGACACCUCGCUCUUCCGCCGCCCCGAGUUCCUGCUGCUGCUCGCCUUUGGCUGGUUCAGCAUGCUGGGCUACGUGGUCCUCAUCUUCAGCCUCGCCAACUACGCAAACGAGAUUGGCCUCGGCGCCUCGGAGGCCGCCCUCAUCAGCGCCUUCUUCAACCUCGGCCAAGGCGUCGGCCGGCCCUUUGUCGGCUACUUCAGCGACCGCACCGGGCGCAUCAACAUGUCGGCGCUCAUGACGCUGCUGGCCGGCGUCUUCUCCCUGGUCAUCUGGGUCAACGCAAAGGUCUACGGGGUGCUCAUCUUCUUCGCCAUCAUCUGCGGCGCCGUCGCCGGCACCUUUUGGACCACCAUCGGCCCCGUCACCGCCGAGGUCGUCGGCCUCAAGCACGUCCCCUCGGCCCUGAGCUUGGUGUGGCUGACCAUCAUGCUGCCCUGCCUGUUCAGCGAGCCCAUCGCGCUGCAGAUUGUCGCCGGCACCGGCAGCUACCUGGGCACCCAGCUCUUCACCGGCUUCAUGUUCGUCGCCGCCGCCACGUGCCUGAUGGUGCUGCGUGGUUGGAAGAUCGGCCAGGUCCGCGAGGUGGCGCGCCUCAUCAACGAGGCGCCCGAGCACAUCGACCCCGUCAAGGUCGAGAACAACGACGAGUACAGCGCCCGCAGCCGCAAGGUCGGGCGCAAGCGCAUGCUCGCCGACUGCUACCGGCGCGAGAGGGUGUGAGGGGGCCGCAAAGAUGCUUGCGCUCGCCCCCGCGGCCCCUGUGUAACGACCAACGGCGACGAACGGCGACGAACGAACGACGACGGGGCGUUUUCCCUCUUCCCCUCGGUGCGUUGGUGGCGCGCGGCGGCGCUUGAACCGUCAGCGUUCGAGUCGGGAACACCACGGACGGAGGCGGAAAGGGAGGAGGUUUCAAGGACGAAGCGCGGGGUCACGCAGGCCUUUGUCGGUUCUUCGCGCAGGUGGGCUGUCUCGGGGAGCCGCGCCGGUUGCGUCAACUCGGCAUAUUUGAAAAGAACGCAUGCACUCUUUGCACAUGGAGCGAGCAUGGGUCAUGGGCGUUUGAUUGGCGUUGGAGCAUGAGGCUUUGUGACACAUACAAGCAUGCAUACAGU